This is a messenger RNA of Manduca sexta (tobacco hornworm), 3756 nucleotides long. RefSeq names its product single insulin-like growth factor-binding domain protein-2 (gene oeh). Gene Ontology annotation, cellular component: extracellular region. The record is from RefSeq and is a predicted model, not a curated record. NCBI's taxonomy places the organism in Eukaryota, Metazoa, Arthropoda, Insecta, Lepidoptera, Sphingidae. The transcript has 2 exons. Gene Ontology annotation, biological process: regulation of signal transduction; regulation of cell growth. Bases 2 to 256 code for a protein of 84 amino acids. Gene Ontology annotation, molecular function: insulin-like growth factor binding.
UAUGAGUAGGUGGGUGGCGAUGGUGGCGGUGCUGGUGUUGGCGGGGAGCGUGCGCGGGUGGGACUGUAUAUGCAAUCCGAGGGAGUGCGAGGUACUGGAACCGAGCGGCUGUCCGGGACUCGGGAUAGUCGUGUGGGACCCUUGUAGAUGCUGCAAAGUAUGCGCAAGAACUUUAGGCGAAAACUGCGGCGGGUUCAGCGGGACAUGCGAGCCAGGUCUCAAGUGUUACGAAGGGUCGUGUACGCCGAUCACGUGAACUAAACAUACAAACAUACUGUAUUAUAUGUGUAUAGUGUUGAAUAGGAAACAUAUCGCUGACAAACGAAAAUGAGAGGACCAGCAAUGCGCGAGGACAUCACACCGGGUGACAAUAAUCUGUUUAGCAUCCAGCGAUGCUUAUUGUAAAUGGAACGGUAAUGGUUAUCAUCGACUAGGCCGGGUCGAAACGAAUAUUAAAUACUGCGUUUACUACAAAACAGCGUCCAUUAGGAAAGGGCGUUCAACACGGAAUAGAAGCGAUUCGAUUCAGCUCUAGUCGACGUCAGCCUUAAUUUUCCAUCGAUGAAAUUUCAUUUUCAUAGUCAUAAAGCUGCCACGGCUUGGUUCUGGCAACUAAUCAAAUUAGCGAAUUUUACCAAAUAUAUUUUAUAUAAAAAUUGGAUGUGUCGUCGUUUGUAUCACCUGUACACGCGGAUUACUUUCGAAUAAUGUAACGAUGUUUAUGUAAUGUACAGACUACAGUAUAAUACCGUGUUAAAGUUAGUCUUAUGUCGAAUGAAUGGAAUUAUGUUUACAUUUUAUAACAUAUAUUUGUAUCGUUAUUUAGCAUUUUCCUUUGUGAUUCUAUAAUCUGUAUUUUCAUAACCAAACUGUAUUCGACGUAAUUAACAUUAUAACAGUGUAUAUUUUCGAGUAACAUACGAUCCAAACUCAAUUCCUAAUCAACGACAUUAUUUAAACUAUCAAAAUCAUUGGUAUCAUUUAAAAGAUAUUUUGAAUCAUAAUCAAUACCUUUUAAAAAAAAACAGGAUAACCUCAUUAAUACUGACAGAUUCAUCGACAAUGGCUUUUUUUUUCUCUUUUAUACGAGAACUAGAGUUUUGUUAUUCAAAUUGUAUCAUUAGAAAAUGACGAUUUGUAAAUAUCUUAGCUACAAUAAAACAAUCUGUGUUGGAAAAAUGAUUAUAAUCGGUCGUUUCAUUAAGAGGUUAGAGUUUAUUUUCGAAUAUUGACUUGUAAAAUAAUACAAUGCAUUAAAUAGAUCAUACUCUAACUUUUGUACUUCAAGGAUGCAUACUGCGCCUGAACGCGUAGUGAUGGCAAUUUCAAGCCAAUAGUCCACCGCCAACUAAACAAUAUGAUGUGGCAUAAUUUCCAGUAGACGCACAUGUGUGAAAAACUGGCUCAACUAUGCGAGCUAAUCUAAACUUACUUUUGUAAGCGGUGGACGAUCGGCUUCAUGGUUUUUUUUAGUUUUGUUUAUCUUACACCCAAUUUAAACUUGUAUCUCAGUAUAAAGCUAUCAUAUUCCUCUGUUCUAUCAUAUACCUCCACGCUGAGGAGGCUGUCAUGCCAAUUUCCCUGAGAAACAGUUUCUUUUUCAUACCAUCACUUGGUACUUGUGUACAUUUGUGAAUACAAGCGUAAAACAAAUAGCUAUCAGUAAUUUAAAAAAAAAUGUUUCAUAACCAAUAUAAUCAUUAUUUAUUGUUGAUCAAACCGGAUUUCUUUUAUUCGAAAUCCAGCACUUUUUAUGAAAUCGUGUAUUGUUUUUUUUAAGUAACACUUUUCAGACAGUUUGGAUACUUAAUGAAACUGCUGAUAAAUUAUUUUCUCGCAAUAAAAAUAUCAAAAUACUUUACGCAGUAUAUAUAAGAUAUUAUUUAUUAUUAAGUUUACAUUUAUAUUGCGGUUUGUGAAAAUUAACAUGUAAUUAUGAACUGUUGAAGCAUGAUCUAGUGGAUCGCAUAUGUGAAGAAUGUUGGGCGAAAUUCCAAAUACAUCCAACUGAUUACAAAUUAUAUUUGCAGUUCAUUGCAUUCCAUCAGGCUAUUAUAAACAUUUUUAAUUAUACCAACAUUAUAAAGCCGAAAUGUUUGUUUGAACGCGCUAAUCUCAGGAACUGCUAAGCCGAUGUUUUUUUUUUUUUCACUUAUAGGAAUCUAUAUUACUCGUGAAUGCUUUAGCCUACUUUUUAUUCCGGAAAACAAUAAACCCCAAUAGAACUUAUUCACUCGAUCGAUGCUGCAAGCAAAAGCUAGUAAUUUAUAAGUAUUCUUAUUUAUGUUUACUUCUUCGAUCUCAUUAUUUAACAAAGAGAAAAAAAUAUGAGUGAUUAUUUCAAAUAUUGCAAUUUUGUUUAACGAAUUUAAGUUUAAAAGCUAUAUGUUCUAAUGUCAAAUAUUACCCGUAUUUUAUAACUAACGUUUAUACGAAUAUAUAGUUACAAUUAAAGGGACUGAGAUCUCUAUUCAUUCGCUUGCUACCAGUAGUAUUGCCUACCUAUAUCAUUUAGCCGGAGGGCGUUCUAUAUUAACAGAAUUUACAUUAUAAUUUCCGGAUACGAACCCAUGCGAACAUAUCUUUGUAACGAGCUACAAUCUCUCUUAUCUUUUAUAUCCCGUGACUGUGGCUACGUUUGCCCUAAUUUUAUGAAGAUUGCAAUCAAAUGUCGACAAAAGUGAUAAUUUAUACGAUUUAUCCCUCCAGAAUUAUGUUACCAAUCUUACCAGAUAAACUUCAGAUAGUACAAAAUCCAAGCUGGUAAUAUUCUUUCCCGUAUUUUCUCACUAGCAAUUAUAAUUAUUACUGGGAAGCUAUACAUGAUCAUUUUGACUUUUCGUUAAUAAAUGAAACCAUAUGUUCGCCUUUAUCUCUGCUACCAUUGAGCAGGAAAUCAUCCAAGACUAAAGAAUUUUUUUUAAAUGCAAUUUUAUUUUACAGAUUUUUUUGAUUAUUUUUGUAUUUUAGUGCAAAUAUGCGGUAAGUAAGUGUAUUACUGAUUAAUCGUUUAUGUUAGAAUUAUCUGAAAGUGUAAAUAGGGGUGUUAUGGCGUGCAGAAUUAUUAUUUUUUUGUUUUGUUCUAAACUUAAAGUAUUUUAUAUUACAUUUACGGUUCAAGUAUCUCAUGAUAAAGUAUUAGUUUCAAGAAGAUAAGUAUGUGGUUUCAUUUAGUAACGCAAUAUCAAAAUCGCCUUGUACAUAGCUUUAGCAAAUACUUUCUAUAAGUUUUUAAAGUCUAAACUAGUGAAGUUAAAUCAUUCACGAAGUUCCAGUAUUAAACUAGACCGGAGCUGUAGUAAAACCUUGCGCGUAUUUCGAAUGAUUCAAUUACUGGUUCGUUGCUAACUUGUGACCAAAAUGUAUCGUCAAAUCGAUAACGUGACCAGCUCAGAAUAAUUCGGUAGACGGUUUUAUGAAUAUAUUUAAAUUUCGAACCCCAAUUUUUUUUACGAAUAUGGUUUAUUUAAAAACGUAACACAAGUCGAUCAUUCUUCACAAUCGAUAAAAAAUCUAAAAAAAAAAUAUUGAUUUUUCAAAAAUGUAAUUAAAAUAUAUCUAUCUAUUUCUGUGUGCUUCCAACUUACACGUAGUGAUAAGCUAAUGUUUUAUCGUACGAUAUUGUCUCACGGUUCUGUAAAUAUAAUCUGAUUAGCAUUUUUAAACUUGUAUGUAUAGUAUAGUAACUAUAAUCAUCAGUUGUAUAAUAAUCAGUUGUAGAUAUCUCCGUAUACUUGUAAGUUAUUUAGGGUAAAA